Molecule: messenger RNA, 3796 nt
Organism: Vitrella brassicaformis
Lineage: Eukaryota; Vitrellaceae
Source: the annotation of a GenBank genome assembly
GUCGCUUCAAGCUUGAGAGGGAGGACAAAAACAAAAAGAGAAAUGCACCGCGCUCGGCUCGCCACCCAGCCACCCAUCCCCUUUGGUUAUCCAUUCGUUCAUGACCUGGUCUUGCCCUUGCCCUUGCCCUUGCCCGCCCCCUUGCCCUUGCCGCGGCCCUUCCUCUUGUCGCCAUACUCCUCAUCGCUGUCGCUCCGCUCGCUGUCGCUCUCGUUGCCCGACUUCGACCCGCUCGACGACCCGCUGCUGCUCGAGCUGUCCGAGUCACUGCUGCUGGAGCUCUCGCUCGACUCGUCGUCAUCACCGCGGCCGCGCCUGCUUCCACUCAUCUUCUUGUUGUGCGAAUCCAACACACUCUGAAUAUAUAAUGAAUGAGCCACACAUGGGGAGGGAGAGGGAGAGGGAGAGGGAGAGGGAGAGGGGAGAGAGGGUGAAUGUGGGGGGGAGGUGGGAGGGAGAGGGGAGACUUGACUUACCUCAGUGAGUCGAAGUCGUUUUCCGUUUUUGUCUUUUCUGCCUCGGGCGGGCCUCUUGCCGCGACGGGGCGGCGGGGCGUUGGCGGCGUCCUGACGCACCUGAGGCAAGCAGGGCAAAGGCAGGGCAAGACACAUACAUACGUGCCGUGCGUUGUAAGGUAAGAGAGUAGGUGUCUGUCUGUGAGUGUUUGCGCCUGUCUUACAGGCUUGGGCGAUGGCUCGGGUUUUGUGGUCUUGUCCCAUGCAUCCAUCACACGCUUGAAGAACAACCUGGCGGGGUGGGGGACGGUACCAGGUGGGUGGAUUGUCGAACGAACAUGGGGGUGCGGGUGGCUUAUGCAUGUUAUGUGCCCGCCCUUUCAUCUCGUUUUUCCUCUCUGACUCACUCUCACUCACUGACCUCUGCCGCUGUGCAGGUGCGGUUUCUAUCUGGAGGCUGACUUCGACGUCGUCCGUCCCAACCUCCUGCUUGGUGCAGAUCUCUUGGAAAUCAUUCAACAACUGCAGCCAGCCAAGCCAGCGUAUGACAUGACAUGCGCCCACCCCCACAGCAACGAGAUGGGCCCGGCUCGAACCGCAUGGCAUGGCCUCUGUGUGCCUUUGUGUGAGUGUGUUGUGGUCAGUCACUGUGGCCGAGCCGACCUCUUGGCGUCCCUCGGUGGAUAGCGAGUCCAUGAUGUUUUUGCAGGCAGCGAUCUCGGCCUCGGACAGCUUGACCUCGCCCUGCGAUGUGGUGCGGUAACUGAUGACCGACCGGCUGCCACCGUGCUGACAAACGGAUGGAGGGUGGGAGGGUGGAAGGGAGGGAGGGAUGCAUUCAUCAAUGACACAGAGAUGCACUCACUGGGGUGAUCAUGUGUAUUGUAUGUGUGGGGUGUGUGUUACCCACCCACCUGGAGUCCCGAAGCUCUCUCAUGGGCCACUGAGGGAGGCAUGGGCAGCGCACACAUAAAACAACACGUACAGCUACCGUACCGGUUGCAUGCCAUGCAUCUGUCUGUCUGUCUGUCUAUGUGUCAGUCAGAUGGAGAGAGACAGCCCAUGAUGUGUGUUUUGUAUGUAUUAUGUGUGUGUGUCAGGCUUACAUGCGCCCCUGAACUUGUCGUCGAAGCGCUUCAGAAACUCCCGGUGCAGAUCCUGUGGUGACACACGCCCACGGCCGUGCACACACAUACAUAUACGCACAUCACAUUAAUUAACGUACACACAACCACUUGUCCGUCCGUCCGUCCCUGCCAUGCCCCCCCGGCAUACAUACAUGUGCGUUGAUCCAGAGCUGGUUGUCCAGCGGCACGAAGCGGUGCACACAGUUGAGGGCCUCCAAGAAGUCCCACGCAAACUCGCGAGGCUCGCCGUAGUCGCCACGCUCCAAACGGCUGUGUCACACACACACACACACAGACACACAGAGAGUAGAAGAGGGACGUGUGCACUUUGUUACGUUGCUGGUGUGUCCAUCCAUAUAUACAUUUUGACAGUGUUGAGGUCGAGUGGGUCAUCGGCGGCCUUGCGGAAGUCAUCGAGCCGCCCGCCGAUCAGCUGGCACAGGUACUGGGCCGACGCGAAGGCCUCGAAGUCCCGGUGCCGCACAAAGUCCCGCCACAGAUCCUUGCACUUGACCGUGUCGCCGCCAUUCAUCGGCGGACCCUGAUCGGAUCCACACACGUACAUUCACACACACCACACACACACACGGGCACUUGACUUGUCCAGAUGGAUGGGAUGGCUUCUCUGCGUCUGUGUGUCUGGUCGUUGCUGACCGUACGUACCGUCCUCUGCGGCCGUUCUUUGUCUCCGAUAGCGGGCCACUCGGUGGGGUCGCCCAAGGCCACGAGCGGCGGGGCGGCCGCCAUGGCCAUACCACCCGGGUCGGCAGCCGCUGCGGCAGCAGCACCCACCUGCCCGUUGACCAGAUGCGAUGGCGGCUGGCGCGCAUACGGCCAGGGGUACCCUAGCGCACCGCCGCCGGGAGACGCCACACUCCCCGCCGGCCCGAUCUCGCUGUGAGUGACAGGUCAUCAACCCACCGUCACAUACACAGACACACACAGACACACACAGACACACACACACAGACACACACAGACACGUAGAAAGGGCAAGCAGAGGUGCGCAUCGUCUGGCUGGGGUGGCUGGGCUGGGCUGUGGGCUGGUUGCGCACCCACCUUUUCAACUCUACCAUUCCGGCCGGCAGGGCGGGGGCGGUGCCCUUCCUCUUGCGAUUGGCUCCCUUGGCAGCCUUGCGACCUCCAACCUGACAGAGAGAGACAGAGACAAACCAGAGCCAUCAAGCACCGCACCCAGCCGGCAUGAUGUGUGUGAAUGAAUGGUUACCCACCUUUGGCUCCUUCCACGCGUCAUCGUCCAUGUCCCUUUUGACGCCCCUCGACGUCACCCCCGGCAGAAUGAGCUGGUCGCCACCGAUACCGAUAUCGCCCCGCCGGCUCCUCCCCCCUCCCCUCCGGCUGCCCGACGCCGGCGACUCAUCCUCAUCCUCCGGGGCGUACUGCACUCGCGGGCGGCGCCUCUUGCCCAUCAUGCUGCCCCCAUCAUCCACACUCCCCGCUCCCAGUGACGGCGAGAAGGCCGACUGGCUUCCCUGCACGGCCUGGCCCUUGCCCAUGCCCAGACCGCCGAGGAGAGGCGACAUGGUGGCUCCCGUCCGCUGGCGGCCGGGCGGCCUCAGCUGGACUUCCUGGAAGACGAAGGGGGAUCCCAUCCUCUUCAGCUGCGCUGUGAGGGCGUCGUACUCGCUCUUGGAGAGCUGGAGGGUGCCCCGCUGGCAGUGGAGGCCGUGGACGGCCGUGAGGGCGAAGGGACGGUCGGCCUUGGCUGCUGGGGAGGGGGACCGCUCGCCGACAGACUCGGAGAACAGAGGAGGGGUGGGGACGGACGCCAGAGGCAUCGGAUGAUGUGGGGGGUGGCCACCCACUGCAGGCACACAUCCACACACAGGGACAGAUGCAUCAUCUGUGCGGCGUGAAUCAUGCCUGUCUCGUAUGUGCCAUCUCCCGCUGCCCUUGUCUUCUCCCAGCGCACCGUCAUCAGCUGCAGCCGAUGAGUGUGGUGCAGGGGGUUCAUCGGACACCUGGACACACUCCUGCUUCGGCGGAAGGCCGACGACCUCCAUAGGGACGUCAGCCAUGCUCACGAUACGUCUUGAUUCACAGGUACAGCAGCGGAGCUGGCAUUCGCGCCGAAAACGAGGGGAGUCAACGGUUGACGAUGGGUUGGCUACCUAGAUGAACGUGGGCCAGUGACUGCCUGGGCUGACACGCUGUUGACGUCGGAAACGCCUAGAGGAAAGUCCCUCAAAGACA